UACACAAACAUACCGCGGGUCGAAUGCGUUCGCUGUGAAACGUAUUGUGUUCAAAAUGUGGUACACGUUCCUUACGUUUGUUUUAUUCUUGGUCGUCACGUUUUUAUUUAAAAAAGUCACACAAAAAGAACCAAAUGUUAUUAAAUACCAUUUGAAUUUUUUCAUAUUUUACGGAGGAUGCUCUCUAUUAGCGGCUGUGAUUUGGCCAAUAUUUUUAUUAAGCCCAAAAAACGUGAGGAAUUCAAAAAUGGCGGCGAAAAUUUUAAAACAUAUAACCAAGUUGUAUGAUUUGAAAUGGGAACUUCGUAACGGAGAAAUCUUGGCCGUGGAUCGUGGAGCUGUGAUCGUCUCUAAUCAUCAAUUAACCUUAGAUAUUUUAGGUAUGUUCAACAUAUGGGAAGUGGUAGACAAAAUAUCUGCUAUAGCCAAAAAAGAAUUAUUCUACGUAUGGCCGUUUGGACUCUCAGCGUAUCUCGCAGGAGUCGUGUUUAUUGACAGAAAAGAUGCCAAAGGUGCUUACAAACAACUUCAAAUGACGUCGGAAGUUAUGAUGAAAAAUAAGACAAAACUAUGGUUGUUCCCUGAAGGAACAAGGAAUAAGGACUAUAGAUCAUUAUUGCCAUUCAAGAAGGGUGCCUUUAACAUAGCAGUUGCUGCACAAGUGCCUAUACUACCAGUAGUAUUUUCGCCUUACUAUUUCGUCAAUGCUGAAAAACAUAUUUUCAAUAAAGGUCACGUUAUAAUACAAUGCUUACAACCAAUACCAACAAAAGGUCUGACUUCAAAAGACAUACCAGACCUCAUGGCGAAGGUCCACGAAAGAAUGUCCACGGUAUACAGAGAAUUAUCGAAGGAAGUUAUAAAUGAUUUACCAGCAGACUACCCUUACACCACAGUAGGCUAAAUAAGACUAGUAUUUUGUAUCGUAUAGCAUUUAAUUAUAAGUAAAUUUUUAAAUAAAUAAUAUGUCUUAUA
Manduca sexta (tobacco hornworm) is the source of this 975-nucleotide messenger RNA. RefSeq names its product 1-acyl-sn-glycerol-3-phosphate acyltransferase alpha. The coding region runs from base 56 to 904 and encodes 282 amino acids. Gene Ontology annotation, biological process: phosphatidic acid biosynthetic process. The record is from RefSeq and is a predicted model, not a curated record. Gene Ontology annotation, molecular function: 1-acylglycerol-3-phosphate O-acyltransferase activity. The transcript is spliced from 5 exons. Lineage: Eukaryota; Metazoa; Arthropoda; Insecta; Lepidoptera; Sphingidae. Gene Ontology annotation, cellular component: endoplasmic reticulum; membrane.